Trypanosoma rangeli is the source of this 2652-nucleotide messenger RNA. RefSeq lists its product as uncharacterized. The record is from RefSeq and is a predicted model, not a curated record. Gene Ontology annotation, molecular function: SNARE binding. Gene Ontology annotation, cellular component: exocyst. NCBI's taxonomy places the organism in Eukaryota, Euglenozoa, Kinetoplastea, Trypanosomatida, Trypanosomatidae. Gene Ontology annotation, biological process: exocyst localization; exocytosis. The transcript has a single exon. Bases 1 to 2652 code for a protein of 883 amino acids.
AUGCAAAAGCGAGGAGGAAUCCCUCCUUCGCGAAAUUCGCAGGGGGUUGGUGGUGCAGCGGAGGAUAUUGACGACUCGCAGUUGUACACUUCUGCGGAGCUGUUCCCGUACCUCAGCGUGGAGGACCGUUCGAAUCUCAGCAAGGAGGUUGUGGCGGCGAUAAACAACGAACUGGUGCACCACGAGAAUUUGGAGGUUACCGUCCCACAUCUUGUGCGUUCCUGCGCCAAUGAGGCGAAGGAGCUUCGUCGCGCCAUCAAUUCCAUGGCUUCGUCGCAGAUGCUGGAGGGGCAUCGCGCGGUGCAAAUUGUGAGGGAGUGUGGCGAGCGCAUUCAAGACCUACGCAAGCUGUUCAUGAAACAGGGUGACCUCAUUACAGGAAUGGAAGUGACCUCAGGGAGCUACACACAGUUGCGACAACUGCACUUCCUACGCGAAAACAUAUUGUCCGUUAUACAGUGGGCCGAGGCACUAAAAGAGGUGCAAUACACAAAUUUUUAUGCUCUUGUAGAGCAACGACGGUUUGCAGCAGUAUAUAAGCAUCUACGCCGUUUACAAUUGAUUCGACAGACAGUAUCUGAAAAGACAAGUAGUAAGUACCAUAGUGCAUUUGAACCCUACUUUGAAAAACUAGAUGCGGUACAAACCGUAUUUGUGUCGGAGGUGUACAAACUAUUGGAGGAAAGCUCCGUGCAUGUGGCGAUUCAAAUGGCGCUUGAAGAUAUCCCGGGUGCUGGCACCGUCGCAGAAACGUUUCCAGAAUUUACGCAGCUGGAGGAGUGUGUUCAAGUCUGCGGGGAAGAAAUUGGAGGCGGAGAAGGUGGGGUUAGUACUGGUGUCUUAUGCACCGUUGACGGUGAACCACUCAUUACAGAGGAGAAAGUGUACCGUGCUGUCCGCAAGUGUGUAACUCGACUAUGGGAAGAGCAGGUUAUGGUGGAUGUUGUGGAUCCUUUUGGACAAAUCUCCACGUAUCUUGAACAGAUGAAAAAGGUGGCACCAUUGCUUGGUGCGCUGGAAAUGUCACUUAUUCCGCUUUCGACAAAGCUUUCAUUUUUUGCCACCGUUGUGGGUGCCAUUCACAGUGAGGUGAUGGGUGUUCUGCAGGGAUACGUCGAUCCCGCCGUCGAAGUUGAGGCGACGGGUCUUCUUGAGGCCUUGCACUUCAUACAGUGGUACAAAGCAGCCAUGACGGAAGCGAACUACGCAGCGUACAUUGAACUUGACGCCAUUGAUAGCCUUUCCGCAGCAAUGAUGACAUCCGCCAUUGAGGGCCUUUCUGCGCAUCUUGUUCGACUUUGUCGUGCAUGUGCCAUGUCAAUCAGGGACGGACGAAGUGAACCACUAACGCUUCCGAACGGCUUACCUGUGACGGCAGGUCCUGUGGACAUGUUUGCGGUGCUGCAGCAAUCUCUAGGAGGUCUUUCUACUGCCAUCGAGGUGCCUGUAAUGCGCAAGAUAGGUGUCGCCUGCGCGGAGGCGAUUAAAGCGUACCUUGAAGAAUGCAAGAUGCACAGCGAUUACGACUACUGGGAGGAGGAAAAUGAUACCGCAGGGAUUCCAGUUGAGGAAUGGACGAUGCAUCGAUUGGUGUUUCUCUACGCUUUCUGCAAUGACUGUUCAACGAUUGAGCGUAAUAUGGACACGAUUGAGCUCAAAUUUGCCUCUUAUUGGGACGAAGAGGAAGGUGGUGAGCAUUCCUCGCCGUUUCAGCAAACACAAGACUUGAUUUCCGAGCACGUCUUGUUCUAUGUAGACGAGAUUGUGCUACAUGUUGAGCGGGUGGUAAAUGCGCAGUGGAACCUCGUCUUUCGCUCCAAGGAAUGGUACGACAGCAAUGCCAACCCGACGGAGGUAAUCAUUGACACCAUAGGUGACUUUAUCGAUGAGGAGUUUACUAAGGCACUCGAGGAGUCACGGAUGCGCAUGGCUGUGCGAAGUAUGUUGACGCGAUAUGUGCACAAAUAUCUUACCACACUUAUGGAGUUUCUUGGAGAAGUUAUACGCCACCAAAGUACUCGAUCUGUGGAGGACUGGAAUGGGUUUGUGGACUGCUUUAGUCGCGACACUGUGCUUGCCAUGAAAAUGUGGGGUGAACGUGUGAAAGAGGGCAAUGGAAAGCUGGUAAAUGCCGCACGGCGUGUGCUGGAGUUGAUCAUGCACCUUCUUAGUGUAAAGAAACCGGUAGAUUUUAACUUUCUUGUGCAGAAGGAUCUUCUUGAUGAGUUUGGUGACUGCCCGUCCUUUGUUGUGCGCUUCAUUUUGAAGGCGCGACAGAAGGAGCUGGAUACGGAGACACGCGACACCAUGCUCUCGCUGUGGAACGAGUGCGUGGCGCAUCAGCAGCGUGGAGCCGAUGACGUUCCCACCGUUGGUUGGUCCCAAGCACCGUCCUUUCUCGGUGCACUGGAUCGCUCAAUGGCCGAACUUGACAAACGGGGCAGUUUCUUCCGCAAGAGUGCGCAACAGCGGCGCGUAAAGGCAGAGCAAAUGCGGCGAGAGGCUGAAAAACAAAACAAGCGAGAGGAACGCCGUGCUAGGCGCGAGAUCAAUGCGGCGGCCGCAAAAGUGAGGGCUCCAUUGAAGCCACCGCGGCUUUCUCUGACAGAUGAAAAGGUGGAGGUUGCUAACCUCGCCGACCUCCUCAAGUAA